GCUCGGCCGAGUGCCGUGACGAUGGGCUCUAGCGGGUAGGCUCAGACGAGCGCGCGCCGCAGAGAGGGCUGCUUCAGGAGCGGCGACUUCCACAGCCAAUGCCGCCGCUGGUACUAUGGAAACUAAACCUCUAACCAAUGGAGAUAAUGGAGGCGACUAUGUGGCAGGUCUCUGAGGGGCAUGAGCGGCUUGUUGGAGGGCAGCGCUGUUCUGACCUGGACCCAGUGCUGGUGACAGGGACAUGGGACUCUCCCCCAGAGCUUCCAGCAGGCUCAACACAAGCGACAAGCCGUCUGACAGCAUCGAAAGGGACCCCGGGUUCGUCCUUCUCACCAGCGGGAAGCCACCUCAGGCCCAGCACCGCAAAGCACAUCAGGUUCCAGGCAUUUGGUAGAAGCUCCAAGUAACCUUCUCUAAUGAGGAUGUCUGAUACUGUCACUGUAAAGGAAACGACUGAGACAAUGAGAGGUUUGGAGACAGAGGCGGGCGACUCUACACCAGGAGACAGCCUGACGAAGUCAGAAAGCCAGGAUCAAACAGAGCCCGAGAAGGAGGAAGGCUGCUGUGAUAGCAAGAACCAAGUGCAGCGGCAAACGCAAACACCCGGACAGACAGGGAAGAGCUCCAAGUCUAACGCAAAGUUAAAGUUAGUUCGGAGCCUGGCUGUUUGCGAAGAAUCCUCUCCUCCCCCUAUUACUGAACUGCCACGAGAACACCAGGACAAAAUUCAGAUCCAGCUCUCCCAGUCUUUCGACAAAGAAGAACAGGCCGUCAAGGAUGAGGACGAGAAGGAGAAGAGCGGCGAAAAGCUGGAGAAGUCUGAGAAAAUGCCACGGAAGAUGCUGUCAAGAGAUUCCAGUCAGGAGUACACAGACUCCACUGGCAUUGAUCUCCAUGAGUUCUUGGUUAACACGCUGAAAAACAACCCCAGGGACAGAAUGAUGCUGCUGAAGUUGGAACAGGAUAUCCUUGAUUUCAUCAGUAAUAAUGAAAGCCAGAGAAGAAAAUUUCCUCCCAUGACAUCGUACCAUAGAAUGCUGUUGCACAGAGUAGCCGCCUACUUCGGUUUAGAUCACAACGUUGAUCAGUCUGGGAAAUCCGUGAUCAUCAACAAAACUAGCAAUACAAGAAUACCAGAUCAGAAGUUUUCAGAGCACAUUAAGGACGACAAGACGGACGACUUCCAGAAGCGCUACAUUCUCAAGAGGGACAACUCCAGCAUGGACAAAGACGACAACAUGAUGCGGAUGAGACUGAAGGAGGACCGCAGGAGCAAGUCCAUAGAGGAGCGGGAGGAGGAGUACCAGCGAGCAAGAGAGAGGAUAUUCGCGCAAGACGGCCCAGACAUUUUCCCACUAGAUAAAAGGAUCCAGGAAGACGAGGUCUCCAACAGCACUCAACAAAGACGGCAAAUAUUUAGGUUGAAGGAUGGCCGGUCCGCGAACAGCCGGCAGAGCAGUUCAGAGAAUGAGCCCAAGUACUCGGAACCGCGGCCCUGGAGCAGCACGGACUCGGACAGCUCCAACCGGAACCUCAAGCCCGCCAUGACCAAGGCCAGCAGCUUCAGCGGCAUCUCGGUUCUGAUCCGAGGAGACAGCUCAGGCAGCAGCAAGAGCACCGGCCGGCUCUCCAAGACAGGUUCAGAGUCUUCUAGUAGUGUAGGGUCGUCCACGGGUUCUCUCUCUCGCUCCCAGCCGCCCCUCCCCAUCCCAGCUCUAACCCAGCCCUGCCACGCGCCGCCCGCAGCCUACCCCACCGUCAGCACUAGUAGUUCUGUGUCCUAUGAGGGGGGCAGGAGUGGCCCCGCCGCGUCCACAGCUAACGCUAGCUACUAUUUGCUUCCGUUGGAAGCCACAGGGAUACCUCCUGGCAGUAUUCUGGUCAACCCGCACACAGGCCAGCCAUUUGUGAACCCUGACGGCAGCGCCGUGGUCUACAGUCCCAGCAUGGGCCAGCAGCAGGGCCGGACCCAGCAGCCCCUGCCCCCUCCUCCGCCCCCUCCGCACCAGCCAGCCAACCACGUCCUCUCCCAGCCGAUUCGGCCCCUCCAGCCCUCCGCGCAGCCCGUGCAGUACUCGGCGGUCUCUUACCCUCCACAGCUCCUGCCCGUGUCCCCUAACCAACAGUACACUGUGCAAGAUAACCUGACGCAGUUCAGCCACCUGAGCCUGGCCCCGCAGCCGCCCGCCGAAGGCCCCGACGGCCACCCCGCCAUGUACCCCUCCCCGGUGGUGCUGCAGCCCCCCCAGCAGACGGGCUACAUGGUGGCCCCCCCGGGCCAGCCCGUGGCCCCCCCGGCCCCGGCCCCGGCCUACACCUCCUCCGGCCCCCCUGUGAGCCAGCCCGUCAUGCAGCAGCAGGGCUACAUGCAGCAGCCCAUGCAGCAGAUGCCCACAUGUUACUGUGCCCCGGGCCAGUACCCACACUCCAGCCAGCAGUACCGGCCAGUCACCCCAGUGCACUACAACAGCCCUCAGAGCCAGCCGCUGCCCCAGCCCGCCCAGCAGUCAGGUUAUCAGACUGUGAUGCCAAAUCAACCGCAGAGCUAUCAGAGUAUGGUAGGGGUGCAGCAGCCUCAGAAUCAGAGCCUAGUCAGCAGUCAGCAUAGCAAUAUGGGUGGGCAGAUGCAAGGCAUGAUGGUCCAGUAUCCUUCCAUGCCAUCUUAUCAGGUAUCCAUGCCCCAAGGAUCCCAGGCCAUGCCACAGCACACAUAUCAGCAGCCAAUGAUCAUCCCCAACCAGUCCAGCCAGGGGCCCGUGCCUUCGUCCGGAGUGCAGGUCUACUACAGUGUUAUUCCACCCAAUCAGCAGAACAUGAGCUCCUCGGUGAGCUUCCUGCCCCCUCCAGGACCCGAGCAGAUGCAGUUCCCUCGGACGUCGUCCCCCUGCGGCUCGCAGCCGCUCCCAGGCCAGCAGUGUGCAGGUGUGCCCCCUCCUCACGGUAGCGGAAUGCUCAUGAUGCAGCUGACACUGCCCCCCAACCAGCAGCCCCGCGCACACUCGCCCCCUCAGUGGAAACACCACAAAUACUACAGUCUGGACCACCAGAGGGGUCAGAAGUGUACAGACCUCCCCUCACUCGACACCUCACAGAGCAGUCCCCAGCUGGGCAGCCCCAGCACCUCCCCCGCCCAGUCUCCCACGCCGGCCCACCUGACCAACAUGAAGAGCGUCCGUCCCGGCCUCGCCCCCAUCUCCAUUGUGCCCCCCUUCUCCAGGCCCUUUGCCCCUGCACAAGGUGAUGCACGGUACCCUUUACUGGGACAGCCGCUCCAGUACACCCCUCCUAUCCGUCCCCCCCUGCUCCACAGCCCCCACGUGGUCCCCAACCACCAGAGUCCCAUGGGAAUCCGCCAGGGUGGCAGAGGGAGGAAGCCCACAAGGAAAGCACUAUCUACAGAUCUCAGUGUAGGUGAACCAGUAAGCGGACGAGUCCUGGAAGUGACCGAUUUGCCAGAGGGAAUAAGCCGUACGGAAGCGGACACGCUGCUUGGUGAACUGUGCAAUGGGGGCGCCAUGAUCAAGUGGCUGCCGGAACACCAGCCGCCGCGCCUGACCUGCGGGGCCGGGGACGGCGACGCCAACACUGAGCUCCCGAAGCCGCCCCCUUACGACCUGGCCUCCAGCUACACCAUCCUAGCCAUGUUCCCCACCAAAUACGCUGCACAAAGUGCCCUCGCCAAACACAACAGCUCCCUUACCACGUUCAAACUGAGAACUACCAAGAGACACUAUGAGUUUCACAACCUGGAGAGGGCCAGCUCCCAGUAGGGGGCGCCACAGCCGCAGCAUGGGACCCGUAGCACCACCCUUCCCUGCCACUGCUCACCUCUCGGCGCAGUCACUCCACACCUCAUGUUUCUCACUAAGUUGGCUUGAUGUAAUGGGCUUUCACUUGAGUUGUAGAGACUUUGGGAAUGUGCUGUCUUUGUUAUGUUCCAGCAGUUCGGAGAACGAAACAAAAUAUGCCAACACGAAUAUUCAUAUACAAUGAAUGAGGUUAUCUGGUGUUAACCAGCCUGUUUUCAGAAUUGACUGGAACAUUUCAAAUGGCAGCAUGUACAUUUUUUUUUUUUUUUAGUUCUGUUUUAUAUUUGUGAAAUCUUGUGUCAGACCCAAAGCGUGGUUGUACAGCUGCAGUCUUUUUUUUCCCUAAUUACUCAGUUUCUGGCCUCUUUCAGCUUCACUCCCUUUAAAGCAGAGAAUUCACCAGAUGGGACACACACAAGGGGCAGUUACUGACCUCUCACAGCCUGUCUCCUGCCACUUGUUUGGUGUUAGUUGGGGGUUGGUCCACCACGGAGGUGGCUUGAGCUACAAAAAUGGGUUUGUUUUCGUGCCUUCUAUCAGGAGUCUACUGUUUUAUUCCUUAAAAUCUGGAGGACACCACGGUGUUGCUCGUAAAACAAAAGACCCACACCUUGUAAAUACUUUAUACAGUACAGUAGCUAUAUAAUUCAGUCGAUUUUCCUCACAGUGAAUGUUAUAUUUGUAACAGGCACAAAAUGAGAGCAGGUCUUUGGUUCAAUAACCCUGGUUUUAACUUAAUUUAAAAGUGAAGAAUAACAUAUCUUACCAUUGACGUGUUUUAGCAAUCCUCUGCGUCAGAUGUCUCAGCCAGCCCCAUCCAGCCGCCCUUUCCUUCCACCAGCCCAGUUGUUUCAAAUCUGUCAUUAAAAAGGUCUUUUUAAAUUAUAUUGAGUUAAGGGUCACUGGAAAAAUCAGUUUGCACAUUUAUACAACUGAAUUUUUUUUUUCUUUUACUUUUCUCCAAAAUAUGUGGAUUCUGAAAGGCUGUACAAUGUUUGCUGGUGCAAGUCAUUUUUAU
Molecule: messenger RNA, 4827 nt
Organism: Megalops cyprinoides (Indo-Pacific tarpon)
Lineage: Eukaryota; Metazoa; Chordata; Actinopteri; Elopiformes; Megalopidae
Product: R3H domain-containing protein 1-like
Exons: 27
Coding region: 417-3770 (1117 amino acids)
Molecular function (GO): nucleic acid binding
Source: RefSeq, a predicted model, not a curated record